AAAACGAUAGAGAGGCGCCACUCGACGGCUUUUGGAGCAGAGGAUUGAGAAGGAAAAAAACGCAGUAGAGUGCUCUCUGAGAAGAGAAGAGGAAGAGAGAGCGAGCAGGUUUACAGAGUUAUAUCUUUUUCGCCUCACACUAUCUGAGUAAGAUGGAUCGGUACCAGAGGGUGGAGAAGCCGAGGCCUGACACACCGAUUAACGAGAAUGAAAUCCGGAUAACCACUCAGGGGAGGAUGAGGAACUACAUUACUUAUGCUACAAGUCUGCUUCAGGAGAAGGGUUCUAAUGAAAUUGUCCUUAAAGCAAUGGGGAGAGCUAUCAACAAGACUGUGAUGAUUGCUGAACUCAUUAAGAGAAGAAUUGUUGGUCUCCAUCAGAACACAUUGAUUGGAUCUACUGAUAUUACAGACAUGUGGGAGCCGCUGGAAGAAGGCUUACUACCCCUAGAAACAACGCGGCAUGUUUCAAUGAUUACAAUCAUCUUGUCCAAGAAAGAGUUGGAUACAUCCUCCACUGGUUACCAAUCACCUAUACCAGCUGAUCAAGUAAAGCCGUGGACUGAAUUCGAAUAUGAUGGAGAGGGCUCUCCUGGCAUGCGAGGCAGAGGACGUGGUGGUCGAGGAAGGGGGAGAGGAAGAGGAAAUAACAAUGGGCCAGGUGAAUACAACAAUGUAGAUGGAGGUUGGGAUGGAGGGCGUGGGUAUGGUGGCAGAGGCAGAGGACGUGGAAGGGGCCGUGGUUUCCGUGGGCGUGGAAGAGGCUAUGGCUAUGGUGGUGAUAUGCAACAUGAAUCUGGGGGUUACAAUGACUAUAAUAGUGGUGUUGAUGCAGCACCUGCUCAAGGCCGUGGGCGUGGUCGUGGCAGGGGAAGGGGCCGUGGACGUGGUCGUGGUGGUGGUGGUGAUUUUAGAUCAGAUGGGCCAGUCCAGGCAGCAGCUUAAACUAGACAGUGGUGUGGUAAGACAUUUGGUUAGUGGAAAAAGAGAACUCUGGAUGCCUGCUCUGCUCAUCGUGUUUUUAUAAAAAAGAAUGGACUUCACUGAUAUAUUUUAGGCAAUGUCAACCAGUUGUUAAUUAUUAGUAGUAGUGAGCCACUGCGUUCUUCGUUUGUGGCAGCUGUGUUUUUGUAGGUAGGUUGGUAGGGUUAUUUUCUCAUUGAUUGAUGACAAGUAAUCAAGGUGUUUUAUAUAUCCGGAAAAUUGUACAAUUUAUCCGAUGUUUUUUUUUUUGUAGGAAUAAUAGAGCAGUACAUUCUUUCA
Messenger RNA from Telopea speciosissima, 1262 nucleotides. Its product is annotated as glycine-rich cell wall structural protein 2-like. The coding region runs from base 153 to 944 and encodes 263 amino acids. Lineage: Eukaryota; Viridiplantae; Streptophyta; Magnoliopsida; Proteales; Proteaceae. The record is from RefSeq and is a predicted model, not a curated record. The transcript is spliced from 9 exons. Gene Ontology annotation, molecular function: RNA binding.